This is a messenger RNA of Zea mays, 886 nucleotides long. RefSeq lists its product as uncharacterized. The transcript has 4 exons. The record is from RefSeq and is a predicted model, not a curated record. NCBI's taxonomy places the organism in Eukaryota, Viridiplantae, Streptophyta, Magnoliopsida, Poales, Poaceae. Bases 260 to 661 code for a protein of 133 amino acids.
AGCAGCCUACGUGACAAUAUUCCACCGGCAAAAAAUUUGCCCUGUUUGGAAGGCGGAUCCGUGGGGGCAUCAGCCCACCCCGAGCCCAGCUUCCGCGUGGAAAGACGCCCUGCCUCUGGACGUCGGACAACCAUCGCUCCGAUUGUCUCGUCUAUUCCUCAUCUCGUGGAUGGUGGCGGCGUCCUAUCUCUGUUGCUGUUGAUGAUUUCUUGAACGCACGACGAACGCGAGCUAUGUCGAACCCUACCAAAUCACAGCCAUGUCAAAGGAAGGUGCAAGGGCGUCCUGGAACUCAACAUAUGAGAAGGGUUUAGUCGAUGUACUACAUGACAACAAAGAUAACCCAAAGUUGAAGGGUCAAAAUGGAUGGAAUUCAGAGGGAUGGAAGUGUAUCACUGCUAAGUUUAAUGAAAGGUUCUCUUUGGCUCAUUUCACAAAACAACAAUUACAAGAGAAGGACAAAGAACUUAAAUCAAGUUAUAAAGCAGUAAGAGAUUCAAGAAAAGAAAGUUGGACUGGUUGGAAUGACUCCCUAUGUAUGAUAUUAGCUGAACCAGAGGUUUGGGCAAGGUUGAUUAGUGCUCACCCAAAGGUUGCAAGGUUUCGCAAGAAGCCAUUUCCUCUUUUCUACUCUUUAGAAGCACUUUAUGAAGAGUGCUAAGUGGAAGCAACACUUGAAGCUGACAUGGAGAAGAAAAAUGGAACAACAAUCCACAUGAAGCUUGUAAAAAAGAAGUUAAACUAAUAAUUUAUUCUAGUGUCAAAGUUCAUAAUGACUGGACUUGUACUCUGUUAUUAUGCUAUAAUAAUUUGUUGAAUAUUAGAUGAUCAUGUCAUGUGCUGUUUUUUUUACAUUUUUAGUGAUGUUUCAUUGUGUUUUUGUUUU